Erigeron canadensis is the source of this 1464-nucleotide messenger RNA. RefSeq names its product myb-like protein V. Lineage: Eukaryota; Viridiplantae; Streptophyta; Magnoliopsida; Asterales; Asteraceae. The record is from RefSeq and is a predicted model, not a curated record. The transcript is spliced from 2 exons. Bases 112 to 1311 code for a protein of 399 amino acids.
AACAUAACUUCACCGCCUCAAUCCCCAGAUCCCUCAAUAAAUAGAUCAUUGCAAACACCACAAACCCUAAAAAAAUUAAAAAUCUGUAAACUCAAAAUCGGACGUUCAAAAAUGGAAGACAGCUUCAAAGUUCGAGUAGACAAAACUUUCGGAUCACUGGAACCAUCUUCUUCUUCAUCAACCAACCCGACCCAGCAACAAAACCAAUCAUCUUCACUAAACUCACUUUGGUCCCUCACCGACGAAGAAAUCGAAACAAACAAAUGGAUACAUCACAAAAAACCCACCUCUUCCGAUAUCAAAGAUAUCGAUGAGCAAAUUCACCGACUUAAAAACCCGAAACCCGUUUCCCCUUUUCUUCAAGGCCUUCUUGCUCAACCAUCUUCAGCUUCUGAUCAUAACCUUCUAAAAUCAGAUAUUCAAGAACUUGAUGAUGAUGUGGAUGAUGAUGAUGAUAACGAGGAUGAUGAGAAUGAGAAGAAACACGAAGUAUCGAAACCGGAUGAUCAUAAUGAGGAAGAAUGGAAUAUUCGAUCUUCAGUUGGCAUGGACCCAACUCUGGACAAUGAGGAAGAGGAAGAUGCUUAUGACAAAGUAGCUGUAGGCAAGGAUUUAGAUCCCGAAGAUCGCUUUUACAUGAAAGAUGUCAAUGAUUAUGAUGUCGAAAUGGAUUCUAAUGGCGUGCUUCCCAGGUCAUUCACUGAGGUAACAAGGGAUCCACGUGCAAAUCACAAGGCAGCGAAACUCAGGCUUAAAGAAGAUGAUGAAUCUGCUAAAAAAUUAUGCUUGCAGGCUUCUGAGAAAAAGAUUCCAGAACCAAUCACGAAGGAAAAUCAAAUUGCUACAGAAUCGAAACAACAUUUAGUGAUGAACAAACCUUCGGGAUCAAAAGUAGUACCUUCUUUCCCUCAAAGUUCUUCUAGUGUUCCAGACCAUUUGCGCAAUCCUUCAAAGUAUACACAUUAUACUUUCGAUUCACUGGAUGAUGUUGAUGAAGAAUCUAAUCGAAAAGCUUUUAUGAACUUCUCUAAUAUGGUCAAGCGCUCUGCUGCCAUGGAGAUGGAUGAUGAUGUUCCUGCUGAUAUUACAAAAUCUAUUAUCUUCACCCCGAAAAAGAAGUCAGAUGAUGUUUCAAUGAAGGAUAGUAAGGUUGAUGGACAUGAAAACAAGAAAGCAGUUCCCAUUAGUAUUGAUGAUAGUGAGGUUUGCAUGAUGGAUGAAGACGAGCCUGAAGUAGCAACCAAUCUAAGUAGCGGCGUGCAGAAAGGUGGUCGCAGAUAUCGAACAAAGGGCAGUGUGAAUGAUGAAUGAGGGAUGCAAUAUGCUGAUAUAUGUUGUCUUUUAAGUUUCUGGAUAUAGGAUAUUGUAUGCGCCAUGUUUUCAUGGUUUUAGCUUAAUGUACUACUUUCUUUGUAUUGGUUGCCUACUUUUUAAGGAAUAUUAUACAGUGGCGUUGCGAUAAUA